GAGCCGCAGUGCCAGCGGAAAACGUUAACUGUGUAGCCGGCUACCCACGGGGAAGUUUUCCAUCCCAGUCCGGCCCAGAUGGGACCUGCGGGUCAGUUUAAAAUUCCCAAACGACAAGCUUUUCGUCAGGAUCCCUUGUUGAAAAACACAAAUAUUAAACCAUUGAUAAUAUGCAAAUAAUAUAACAAAAUAAACUGUUGCAAUUGCCUAAACUAACAGUCAAUAUUUACCUCCCGUUAUGGAUGAAACUUGACCAUUUCUCAAAACUGUUUUGAAGCUCUUACAGCACUUGGUGUAGCUUUCUCACGCCGAUUGGCCAAUCAGCGAUUGCGAUGAGACGGCACGGGUUCAUUGCGCCUGCGCAAUACCCUUAGCAACGAAGUUGAUUGUACGUGUACGUACGUACGUACGUCCUUACGUGCUCUUCUCUACUUUUUACAUCUUUUUAUCCACGGCGUCCCAUCUACAGAAAACGAAGCUGGUGCGGAGCAGAUUAACAGAAAAAAUGUAUUCUCUGAAAGAUUUCUCAAUUAGAGUCAAAAUGUAGACCCAGAACAUAUUCAUUUCUUCAGGAUUGUAAAUUGGAUUUAACAGGAUAAGUGUACAGGAAUUCAAAGAAAAAACAACAACAAAUAAAAACUAAUCUGAAGAAUCAAGGAAGGUGUAGUUAGCAUUUUUUGGUCAACUCUUGGAUAUCUGGAAGCCUUAAAAUGUCUCGGGCGACAGUAUCCAAAUCAAGGGCUGACAAAGCGAAGGACAAAGACAAGGACAGAGGAGGAAGUACAUCUGUCCCUGUGCCACCGGUCAACUCAGAUGUGAUACCUGGAAGAUUCACAGAAAAUGAUUGGAAUUCCAUGCUGGAUAAAGAAGAUGGAGAGGAUUUUGUCAUUGAUAUUGUUGGAAACAUAGUAGACUCUGCCCUGACUGUAAUCUAUGACAAUUAUAUACAGAAACAGCUCUAUCCAUAUGUUGUAACACAGGCUAGAGAUGCAAUACUUCAAAUCAUUGAGUGGCAAUUUCUUGCUCGGGAUGAAGGCGAGUCACAACCAGAAAAUGAUGCAACGUGGCUAGAAGAAGAUGAGCCCAUGCCCUGCGUACCCGAUGCAUGGGCCCAGGGUUCAGUACCUCAGAAGAACCGACCGCUCCUGUCCCCUCCCGUCUCGGAACCGGGCACCGACAUCACCCACGUCAGUGGCAUGUCCCACCGGGAAAUCCUGGAGGAUGUCAUCUGUGAGUCUCAUGCCGAUAUUGAGCCUGUGGAGAUCCCAGAUGGAGAGAAGGAAGGAGGAGAGGAAGAUAAAGAGGGAGAGGGGAAGGAGGAUGAGAAAGAAGGAGGGGUAACUCAGACUGAGGAUGUAUUAGAAAGAUUGGCAGGCUCUGAGCAACCAGAAGCAGAACCGAAGACGGAGGGAGAUGUCAAAGAUGAGGCAAAGCCCUGUGAAAAGGCUAAACCAGAGGCCCACCGUCCACGCAAGCCAAAGUUCAAACCUCGCAAGGGUCGGAUAGUACAUUCAGCAGGGCUGAGGGAUAUGCACAAAUCAUUGGAUGAGAUGGAGAGAGAGAUGCUGGAAGCCGAACGGAAAGCCAACGAGCCCAAACCUGUCGUCAAAGACUCCAUUUUAGAUCACAUGCCAUCAUCAUGCCAUUCAAUACUCAAGGUCCAAGCGGGCAGACCGCCAGGCAGUAAGGAUGUCAACUAUGAUGACAGAGGAAACGUGAUAUCGGUCGUUAGGCUCGAUCCUGAGAAACUCCCUUCACACAGAGUAAGGACGCAGUACGCAGUGGUGGACCCUGCGGUUGAAGCAGCCCAUGCCCGUCUGGUGGCCAUGAGGACUGGCCGCUACAUCUCCCAGCAGAAGGCUGAGAUGGCCAAACAGCAGGCAGAGGUUAGGGCCAUGACCAAGAGCCAUGGCGCACGAACAGCAGAAGGUACCAUGAAAACUGGUGUAAAACCAUUAAAGACAGCAGCCAGCCUGGCUACUUUAGCCAGCAGUCACCAGUCGCAUGGCACCAGACCAAUGGAAUAUACAGCAGCGACGGGCGGCAUCUCACCACUUCCUCCACCCCUUAUUGAAUCGAUGGAGUUAUCACCUGGCGUUGUUGUGAAGGAGGGCAACCGGAUCAAACGAGGUCCCAAACCACAGGUACGAUAUCACGACUCCAUCACCUCAGCCAAGCUUCGUUCACUCCGCCCCGUCAACCAGAUGGACAUGAGGGACGCCCAGCUGGCUGUGGCCGACAUCAUCAGUGCAAAGGGCCCUCUGCUCCGCCCACUUCCAGUCAACGAGCCCAUCCCACCCAUAGCGACCCGUCCAACCCCGCCCCCUCAGAAGUCAUUACAGACUGCAUGAAUGAUAUGAACAUUUUCAAGACUUAUCCAGAUUUAGAUGAAACUACUGUGUAUUCCUUUUCAUUUGAUGGAAAGAGCAACUUUUCUCUAUUUGGAACAAACAACCACAGGAUUACAUUGAAAGUUCAAGAGAAAUGAUGCUUAAUAAUAAAAAUGAUAAUAAUAGGCAUUUAUAUAACGCCAUCUAUCUAGAAAUAUUCUAUUUCGAGGCGCGAUGCUAUUAUUAUUAUUACCCCGGCUUUAGCUCGAGCUGCCUUUCAGUGCUCAUGCAUUCAAGGAAUUAUAAUGGUUGAUUGACAACAGGAUAAAGUGAAGGGAAAUGAUAGUUGAUUGACAAAUCUGUUAGAAAAUAAGCUUGAGAAUAUGAGAUCUGAGUAUGUUUUAAAGGGCAAGUCCACCUUCAACAAAAAGUGAAUUUAAAUGAAAAGAGAACAAUCCAAAGAAUGCUGAAAAUUUUUCAAAUUUUUUAUAUUGAGGUAUAUUGUUGGUAUAUAUUUCUUGAAAUUUAGAAUGUAUACCAACAUUUCUUGAAAUUUGAAAUGCAUACCAACAACAUCUCUUGCAGUAAAUUUUCUUGAUUCCUCAUCAUCAUAACGAUCAUCAUUUUCAUCCUCAAUUAGUUAUUUCCUCAUCGUCGUCAACUGUAGAGUUGUCUUCAAAUUUGAAAGCAUUUCUUUGUUCUCAAUUAUUUGAUGGGACCAGUUUGCAUUCAUGUCCCUAUAUAAUUGACUCAUUUGGUGACCCAAGGAUUAAGUAUUUUUUACCUUAAAAUAUGAACAAGUCUGAAAACAGCUUGUUUUGAAUGGAAAAGGGAGACACCCCAUUUGCUUUGGAUCGAAUGAUGUUUUUUUUUUUUCAUCUUUAUGGUGAUUGACAAACCAAACAUCUAAUUAUAUAACUUUUCAGGGUUAAAAUGAAGUGAUUAAUCUGCAAAGUUAUAUGAUCUCUAUAGAUUUCCAUUCAUUAUUCAUACAGUUGGUCUUGUUGCACUAUCAUAAUAAUGCUAUGCUUGUGUGAAGUACCAGAGUCUGUCUCAGAAAUAUAUAUUCUGAGGUGCAUUUGAUGUGUACGAGACAUCAGGGUGGAAUUCCCCCCUUUAGGGUUUGUAUUCACAGUAAUAUUAACCAGCAUUUAUCAUAGUUAGCAAACUAUGAAACAAAUCACCAACAGCACAUAUUCAGUCAAGUCCCGGAGGGGGGGGGGAGUUUCAUGAAAGGACUUGUCGGACGUUUUAUCUGACAGAUACCAUUGAAACAGUGCCUCUCUGCCAAUCAAAAUCUAUGAAAGAUGUCAGACCCGACAACUAGUCGGACAAACAUGUCGAUGAAAUACUCCCCAGCAAUCCUUGUAAAACCAUUACACCCUGUGUAGGAAUGAGAAGUGCAUUAUUUUCCUAAGUAAAACAUGAGGUCAAGAUGACCAGCGAAUUGAAAAACAUAGCAACAUCAUGUUUGGCUCCCCAUAGUCAACUGUUUAUUUGAUUCAUGGUUUAAUUUAGUAUAACACCUUUUUUACAGGGGAGUAUAUGUUUUUGUAUGUUUCCUCAUACAGUAAUUUCCUUACAAUACAUUUCCUCUUGUAAAUCCUUUUUAAUUGCCUUUGAUGGGAUACCUAUUUGUGAUGCUCAAAUCGUUUGAGUCUGCAGCACACAUUGAGACUUGUCAUAUAUCUUAUCUGUCAAAUUCUGUUUUAAUGUGGAAGAGGUUCAUCGUGGUGAAGGAUUGAGUAGAAGAAAUAACCAGUUGUCUCACGAUGUAUCAAAUGUAGUUGGAAAUGGACGAUUCGUCUGCAAGCUGCUAGACUUCGUCAGGUAAUGAGCAAAGACGCUGCUGUGCACGGGUUAUUUAGCGUUGGCGAGGGCGACCCCGAUGGGAUUCGAACACACGACCCUCUGUUUACAAGGCGAGAGUCGGAACCUUUACACCACGGCUCUUCCACGAUUAAUGUGAAGCCAAGUUAAAAAAUCAAAAUUAAUAUCCAUUGACAUGUAAUACUAUGCAUGUGUUCCUUGUAAAUUGAUGAUGAAAUCUUCAUUGGCAAUAGCGAUGCAUUCUGCAGCUUUUCACUUCGACCAGGGAAAUGUACAGUGUACAGGAAUUUACCAUUAUUAUUUCAUUGUGAAGGGUUUUUUUGGGGGGGUGGGGGAGGUAGGUAAAAAUAUCCAGGAUUUGAGAUAUCCAAUAGUGCAGAAGAAAAGCAACCGAAUGGGCAAUAUCCUAUUUAAGAACUGAUAUUGAGAAUGCUUAUGGUGACGUUGUUUGAAAUUGAAUAGUAAAGUAAGAAAAAUAAAAGUUAUUGGGUUAUCCCCCCUUUCCCAUCUCUAUGUGUAUGACCAUACCUUGACUUGGUUGUAUAGUCAGGUGUACUUUCACAUUCCAUGAUUACAUAAUCAUCAGAAAUGGGGCAUCUUGAAUAGUGAAGGUAAGAAGAAACAGUUUUCUACUCGGCUCUGUCUGUGAGUGACAGUAUACAUAUAAGCUGAAUUGCCUAGCUGUUUUUAGGUGUUUAUAUUCCAAACCCUAAUUACUCUGAUACAAAUAUGUUUAGUACUAGUACCCCACACCCUUUAAUAAAAGAAAUAAGCAUUUGUUUUCAAAUGAAAUACAUUUAUUUGUAAAAUGAUUUUUUUUUAGCCUUGAAUGAAGCACACAAAAAUCUGUAAUGAUGCUAUUUGCCGUCAUAUGUCUUCUCGAAACCUUAGAUGUAUCAUAUCAAAAUAUUUAAUUUGUACAUAGACUAACGUACCACGUUAAAUAAACUGUAAAUGAUGUGCGUAUUUGUAAAUACUUGUAACAUAUUUUUCUGAAGACUUUAUCAUUCCUUUAUUCAUGCUCAUCUAAUCAAACUUCUCUCUCUGAAUUUCACAUAUUGUGUAUAUAGAUUUUAUAAUUCUAUAAUGUAUAUCUUAUACAAUGACAGUGUUUAUGUGAGGGAUGAAUACAUUAAAAGAUGUUUAUCAUGAAAUCA
Messenger RNA from Lytechinus pictus (painted urchin), 5317 nucleotides. RefSeq lists its product as uncharacterized. The coding region runs from base 711 to 2351 and encodes 546 amino acids. The record is from RefSeq and is a predicted model, not a curated record. Lineage: Eukaryota; Metazoa; Echinodermata; Echinoidea; Temnopleuroida; Toxopneustidae. The transcript is spliced from 10 exons.